Dermochelys coriacea (leatherback sea turtle) is the source of this 2062-nucleotide messenger RNA. Its product is annotated as tetraspanin-33-like. Gene Ontology annotation, cellular component: membrane. Bases 884 to 1693 code for a protein of 269 amino acids. Lineage: Eukaryota; Metazoa; Chordata; Testudines; Dermochelyidae. The transcript has 8 exons. The record is from RefSeq and is a predicted model, not a curated record.
GACCUUUAAAUCGCUGCCUGGGGAAGCCGAUCUGGUACAGCACACUAGCUCUUGCCAGUACGCCGGACCGGAUCGGACCGGCUUACUUUCACCUCUGGAAGGUUCCCAGCAAUGGAGAGGUAUAUUUGGUGAGGCGUGUAGGCUGGCUCAGUGAGAGGAAGCCCACUCUACCGCUGCAUGCACUGCUCAGUUCUGAUGAAAUUUUGUCUGUCUCCAGUGCUGGCCAUCUGGCACCUUUCACUGUGUUGACUUUGAAGGCUGUUUUUUAAAAAAAAUUAAUUGUAGGAGUCUCUCUUUUUUCACGUGGGGGUGAAGGGUGAGUUCUUGCAGGGUUCCCAUUCCAAGUGCCUCUCUCCUCAUUCCAGUUGUCAAGCACUCUUCCUUCUCAGUGAGCCCUACCCAAGGAAUGAGGGGCUGGGACUCCAGCUCCUAGGAACCUGUCUUUCUGAUGCACAGAAUCUAGUCUAAGCCUGUUUCUUCCUGUCUCCUCUGACAUUUCACUGGCAGUUUGGGCAGAAUCUCUCUUCAAAUGGCUUCUCUUCCUCCUAUUGUCAAUAACCUGAAUGGAAGAAUGCUGCCCCACCUCACUGCUGGGCUUCUCCUUGCCUUGGCCUCCUCUUCUUCCAGUGUGUCUAAGGUCGUCAUUUCAGGAGUUUAUUUUGCCUAGUCAGCCUGUCCUACUACAGCUGCAAGAGAGCUGAAAACAGGCAAGUGACUUACACUAGGAAACACGUGGCAAACCUGACUGUACAUGUCAGUCUUUUCCCUUUGUGCCUGUAACACUCCCUAGAGCACAUGACCCAGAUACCAAGAAUCAGCAGAGAAACGGACUCCACAUCUGGGAGAGUAGUGCGCUGGCAUCAGAGACUCCAGGACACGAACCAUGAGAACAAAACAGCUCAUCAAAUACACUUUGUUUGUCUCCUGUUACCUCUUCUGGGUGGCCAGUGGGCUCAUGGUGGCAGUUGGUAUUUAUGCCAAACUCUCUAAAGAGACAAGUGCUGUGGAUUCGCUCCUUGCUGAUCCCUCGCUGAUCCUGCUCACAGUGGGGAUCCUGAUGUUUGGCAUCACCUUUGUGGGGUGUACAGGAGCCUUGUGUGACCUGCCUGUGCUGCUGAAAAUUUUUGCUUGGAUUUUACUGAUCAGUCUCAUUCUCCAGAUCGUGGCUGCUGUCCUGGGAUUUAUCUUCUCUGGCAUGGUGUUGGAGAAAGCAGCAUUUCUGAUGGGAAAAGCUAUCUCUGGUUAUAGGAAUGAUCUAGAUUUACAGAACCUUAUUGAUUAUAUACAGAAAAAGUUCAAGUGCUGUGGGGUGCAUUCCUACAAGGACUGGUCUCAGAAUACUUACUUUGAGUGCCAAGACUCCAACCCCAGUCUGGAACGCUGUGCUGUGCCUUUCUCCUGCUGCAUCCAGAAGGAUAAAAAGGCAGCCAUUACUAGUGUUCUCAACAGCAUGUGUGGCUAUGGGACCCAGAACCUGAGAUCAUGGAAAGCAGAAAGUCUGAUAUACAUUGAGGGCUGCUUGGAAAAGAUUGUUGGCUGGGGGCAGAGAAACCUGCUGCUUGUUGCAGGGCUAGCAAUAGGACUGUUUUUCUUGGAGAUUCUUGUGUUUUCCAUGGCAGUGAUGCUCAUUUACCAGAUUGACCUGAUCAUACAGAAACGGAAAAGCACAAGGAGGAGAGGCCCCGAGAAAUAAGUCUGUUACUCCCAUCAAGAGCCCAGCAUGGUCUCUGUUGCCACUGGUGUGGGCUGCGGAGAAGGAACAAACUGAGAUCUCAGACAAAACACUGUGAAUACCCCAGAGGGUGCCAGGGCCCAUGCCCCACGUGAAUAAACAGACAGUGGAAAGCAUUUUCUGUGCAUAUGAGGCAGAGGCAACUGCUGCUUGGAAAGAGCCCUUGCUGCCUGGUGGGUCUCACUCUCUCCUCCCCCACUGUUUUAUUACCAUGGACAUUUUCACAAAACCAGAUCUUUCUUUUCUGAGAUUCCUGAUGCUUAUUCUCCAUCUGUGGUCAGAGUCCUCAGGUUGCUUUAGCAAUCACUUUGGAGGACAGGGUUACAAUUG